Molecule: messenger RNA, 2709 nt
Organism: Mytilus trossulus (common blue mussel)
Lineage: Eukaryota; Metazoa; Mollusca; Bivalvia; Mytilida; Mytilidae
Exons: 1
Coding region: 1-2709 (902 amino acids)
Source: RefSeq, a predicted model, not a curated record
AUGGACAGAUUUGGUGCAGAUGAGAAAGAGGUGGUGAGACGAGAGGGUCAAAAGAACAGAAGAGAAUCCAAAAUAGCAAAGAUGAGGAAAGACCUAAGGCAACUUAAGAAAAGAUAUAAUCAGGCAUCAGAGGAUGAAAAACCAGCAUUAUCUGAGCUGAGGGACAACAUCAGGAAGAAACUCAAGAUCACAAGGAGAGCAGAGAGAACUAGGAAAAGGAGGAAAAAGAGAGAGAAAGCAAGAGCUCAAUUUACAUCAGAUCCUUUCCAAUUUACAUCAAGAUUGUUGGGGAAGAAAGGAUCAGGACAACUAAAAGCUAGUAAAGAGGAAGUAGAAGAAUAUUUAAGAGAAAUGCACAGUGAUCCAAAAAGGGAAGAUGAACUCCCAGAUAUAGAACAACUUAUACGUCCGGAGGAUCCAGAGCAGGUUUUUGAUGAAUCACCACCAAAGUUGAAAGAGGUAGUAGAUGUUAUCAAGAAAGGAAGGGCAGCAUCAGCACCAGGUCCAAAUGGAGUACCAUAUAAGGUAUACAAGAACUGUCAGAGAAUUACAAGACGUCUAUGGAAGUUAAUAAGAGUCAUCUGGAGAAGAGGUCGACUAGCAGAGAGUUGGCACAAGGCAGAAGGGUGCUUUAUACCAAAGGAAGAGAAGUCAGAGACAUUAAAACAGUUUAGAACCAUCUCACUGUUAAAUGUAGAAGGAAAGAUAUUUCUUGCUAUUCUUGCUAAAAGGAUGACAAACUACAUGCUGAGCAACGAGUACAUUGACAUUGCAGUACAGAAAGGAGGGGUACCAGGUGUAUCAGGCUGCAUUGAACAUACAAGCGUAUUAUCACAGAUAAUCCGAGAAGCGAAAGAUUCAAAGGGAGAGCUCGCAGUUGUCUGGCUGGAUUUAGCGAAUGCAUAUGGGACAGUACCACACAAGUUAGUUGAGUUGAUGCUGGAGAGAUACCAUGUACCUGACGGUGUAAGAGAGCUGAUAAGAGAGUACUUCAACCAUCUGCAGCUGAGAUUUACCGUUGGGGAUUUUACAACAUCAUGGCAACGUUUAGAAGUGGGAAUAGUGACAGGAUGCACGAUAUCUGUCAUCCUUUUCUCCGCAGCAAUGAAUAUGAUUGUGAAGUCAGUAGAGAAGAAGAGCAGAGGUCCAUGGAUGAAGUCAGGAGUACGGCAACCACCAGGAAGAGCAUUCAUGGAUGAUAUGACAAUAAGCACAAAGACAGUUAUCGAAGCCAGGUGGACACUACAAGAGCUUGAUAAGAUGAUCACCUGGGCAAGAAUGAAAGUGAAGCCUAGCAAAUCCAGAAGUUUGGUAGUGAAGAAUGGUAAAGUCAAGGAGGAAAGGUUUAGAAUAGGAGACGAAAUAAUACCAACAGUCUCAGAGAAGCCAGUUAAGUGUCUCGGAAAAUGGUUCAACAACACCUUGUCAGAUAAGUUGAAUGUGGAAGAUACAUAUAAGCAGUUGGACGACUGGUUAAAGGCAGUAGAUAAGAGUGGACUACCAGGAAAGUACAAGGCAUGGAUUUACCAGCAUGGGAUAUUGCCUCGGCUGCUGUGGCCACUUCUUGUGUAUGAUGUACCAAUGACAACGAUAGAGGGAAUGGAAAGAAUAUCAAACAGUUACUUACGUAGAUGGCUUGGAGUACCACGCAGUUUCAGCAGUGUGGGCCUAUACAGUUUAGGAACCAAGUUACAGCUACCACUCAAGUCAAUCACUGAGGAAUUCAAGGUGACCAAGGUUAGACAACAUCUGACGUUAAAAAACAGCAGGGAUGAGAAAGUACGAUCAGCAAAAGUAGAAAUAAGAACUGGAAGGAAGUGGUCAACAAAGAAGACGAUAGAAGAUGCUGAAUCACGAUUAAAGCACAGUGAGAUAGUGGGCAGAGUUGCAGUUGGAAGACAAGGGCUGGAUGUUACACCUACAGCAAAAUGGAGAACAGCAACAGUGGAAGAAAAAAGACAUCUGGUACAGAAAGAGGUACGAUCGAUGGAAGAAGAAAGUAGAAUGGUAAAGGCAGUGAGCAUGAAGAAGCAGGGAAGCUGGUUAAACUGGGAGGGAGCAAGACAGCAGAAGUUAGGAUGGAAUGAGAUCUGGAAGAUGGAGCCACAUAGGUUGCAAUUUAAGCUGAAGUCAGUAUAUGAUGUAUUGCCAAGCCCAACAAAUCUAGCAACAUGGGGAUUGAUAGAUGACCCAAAGUGUGUUCUUUGUGGUAAGCCAGCAAACUUGGAGCACAUCUUAUCAUCAUGCUCGAGUGCUUUGAAAGACGGGAGGUAUACAUGGCGACACGACAAGGUAUUAGGGACACUAGCAGACACCCUAGAGAGAAACAUCAGGAAGCCAAGGAAAAACAAGGAAGGACUUACUUUUGUCAAUUUUGUUAAGGAAGGAGAGAAAGGUCAGAAGAAGAAGGUGGAAGGAAGUGGUUUAUUGGUAACAGCAACUGAUUGGCAAAUGUUGGUAGAUCUUAAACAGAAGUUACAAUUCCCUCCACAGAUUGCAGUAACAAACCAGAGACCUGACAUCGUCAUUUGGUCCGCCUCAACAAAACAGGCAAUCCUGCUGGAACUAACUGUACCAUGGGAAGAAAGAAUAGAAGAUGCCUACGAGAGAAAGAGACUGAAGUACCAAGAUCUACUUGCAGAAUGUAGAGACAAUGGAUGGCGGGUUUGGUUAUUUCCAGUGGAAGUGGGAAGCAGAGGGUUUGUUUGA